Brassica rapa (field mustard) is the source of this 573-nucleotide messenger RNA. RefSeq names its product cold-regulated 413 plasma membrane protein 3. The record is from RefSeq and is a predicted model, not a curated record. Gene Ontology annotation, cellular component: membrane. Lineage: Eukaryota; Viridiplantae; Streptophyta; Magnoliopsida; Brassicales; Brassicaceae.
UUAAAGAAGGAAACGUUUGAGUAUUUGAAUGAGCUCCAGCUCGGUGCAGAGAAGCUGAUCCACAGCUAUGGGUUCCUAAAUAUGCUCACGUUGUUACUAAAAUGGGUCGCAUCUUUUGCUGCAAUCCUUCUGCUGAUACUGGAUGGAACGAAAUGGAAGUCAGCCAAUGUGGACUUCAUAAUAGCUCCUUAACUCUUCUUUAGCCUUCCUCUUGUUGUUUUCCAGUUCUUGCGGAAAGAGUUUGGGAAAUGGAUUUCCCUCCUCAUCACAGUCGUUCUCAGGUGUUUCCUCCCAAAUGAUUUUUCAGUGUCACUAGAGAUUCCAGGUGCAACGCUUUUUCUUAUUGCGACUGCACCGAUUUUAUUGGUGGAAACAUUUAGAGACAAGGCAGACGACCUUAGAGAUCCAUUAAAUGUGUUUCUUCUCACGAGCUGUUAACUUCUAAGCAAACACACAAAAGCUUGGGGUCGAUACAAAAACUAAUUCAUUCAAAAGGAUAAAGUCACUUGUCUUUAUCUUCUCUUUAUCUAUCCUCUUUGAACGGCAUUUACCUACGCCUUCUUAAAUUUCUAA